Octopus sinensis (East Asian common octopus) is the source of this 4629-nucleotide messenger RNA. Its product is annotated as oocyte zinc finger protein XlCOF6.1-like. Gene Ontology annotation, cellular component: nucleus. Bases 2597 to 3616 code for a protein of 339 amino acids. Lineage: Eukaryota; Metazoa; Mollusca; Cephalopoda; Octopoda; Octopodidae. The transcript has 2 exons. Gene Ontology annotation, biological process: regulation of transcription by RNA polymerase II. The record is from RefSeq and is a predicted model, not a curated record. Gene Ontology annotation, molecular function: RNA polymerase II transcription regulatory region sequence-specific DNA binding; DNA-binding transcription factor activity, RNA polymerase II-specific.
CUGUGUACAAAGACUGGCAAGUAGGCAUGAGUGUGUACAUAUGAAAAUGUAUGUAUGAUUGUGUAUAUAACAACAUUCUCGGCCACAUGUGAUGAAUAACUACGUUAGACUGGAUCCAGUGACAGAUGAGACACUUCGCCUUCUGUUUUUCUUUCUUUCCUUUUCUCCUCUCCCCUCUCGAUGACUUUAUCUCUUUCUCUCUCUCUCCCUCUCUGGAUAAUACCCGUUUCUUCCAAUAUCUUUCCAGUCAACACUCCAACUACACUCUACCCGAUACCCUUAUUCUACCCUACUGCAUUGGUGACGCCGCCUCUCGGUUUUCCAUGGCCAUCGAGCCCACUACUACCACAAUGACGACCCACAACCACCACCACCAUCACCACCGCCGCCACCACCACUUUUAUCAUCACAGUCGAUGCUAGCUACCUUUACCGCUGCCACCACCAUAAAACAUUGCUGCCACCCUUUAUGUGCCUAACAGGAUUUUUCGUUCGUUUAUUCAUUUACUUAUUCAUUGAUUCUUUUAAUUUCGUUUCGUUUUCUAAUCUAUUUAGUUAACUAGUUUGCUUCUAAUAUAUAUAUAUAUAAUCAACCCGCUUACCACGAGAAAGCAAAACAAAAACAAUUCUUUCGUUACUGUUUUAAGGAUUUUUGACGGAGAAAAUGAAAUGAAAAGCUGUAAUUUGCAAUUUUAAUGAAUUCUAGAAGCCAAUGGAUGAAAUAUCCGGACACAGCAUUGUCUCCCCCUAGUUUCACAGCAACACAUCUUUUUAAAAGCAUCCUUUGGUUUGGCAUGAACAUGACAAAAUAACCUGGCUGUGAUCCUGGGACUUGCUCAUGAAUAAAUGGCAAGGUUUGACCACAGCAAGAAGAUGGCUCCUCCAGAUAUUGAGCCAAUAGACACAGUGUAAAGCUGUUCAGUCUGCAUUUCAAUGGCACCUACAGCAUUAAAUUUGACAAAAUCACACAUAGAACAACUAUAGACAUUAAUAUCAAUGCGUUAAAUUGAAGUGCAAUCUGGUUUGUGGUUCAGUAGUGUAACAACUCUGGUAAAGCAUCAUCAUUCUUGAGAUUGUCUCAAGCUGUUUUCAGACCAAUCAUUGCCCACUGUCCUUCCUACAGCUAAAUACUUUCAGUUCAUGCCAAGAUUGCAUGGACCAGUUUGGUGCUUGUUAUUUUUUCUGACAUGUUUUAUUUACUGCACACAAAAACGUAGAUAUAUCCCAAUGUCAAUAAAUACUGACAUAUAUAUUUUAUAAGCGGGUAUAUGUAUAAGCAUACACAUGUAUACAUAUAUGUGUGUGUUUGUGUGUGUGGGUGUGAGUGUGUUUGUAUAGCUGUCUGAAUGUGUGUUUAUAUAGUUAUGUGUAUAUCAAGAUAGUAACAUAAAGAGAUUAAUAGUUAUUUUAAACCAAACAAGAAUUUGUUUAUAGAAAGCUGAUACCAAGAAAACAAUUGAACUCAAACUUGCACAUGGUUCUGAUUUACAAAAUUACUGGAAUAGAGUUAUUAGUUUACAGUAUUUUUUAAAAGUUUAUAUUAGAUGUUUGCAGAUAAAAAGAAAACGGAAGAACAUUAAACAAUCUUUCUGAUAACCAUUUACAAUUUAAAGGGAUUUUUUUUUUUUUAUGAAGAACCCAAAAUAAUGAUAUUUAUUUGUUUUUUUGUCUGCUGAAUGUGAAAAAAAAAAAGUUUCUUUGGUGAUAUUUUUGUAUUAAUUAAUCUUUUAGUUAUUAUUUUUUUCUUUGGUGUGUUUUAUGCUGAAAUUUUUUCAUAUGCAUUAAUCUUUUUUUUAUUAUAAAUGUCCCAUAAAAAUUUCCUGGACAAAAAUAUGAAGAAGCUCUGUCUGAAAAUUUUACUGGCAUUUGUAUAAAGUAUCUUUAUUUUUGUAGGAACUGAUAGAUAGAUGGAUAGACAGCUAGAAAGCAAGUAUGAGAGAAAGAGUGCAUAUUCCUUCCAACUAAAAUAACUCAGUCUGCUUCUUUUCUUUUUCUCUCUCUCCCUCUUUUCAAAACAAACCAAAGAAAUCUAAUUUUUAUCUAAGUCCUAAAUGAAUGACUUUCAAGUUGUGUUUUUAAGUUCGUUUAUACAAUUUCAGUUUAACUGAUGACAAUGAAGAGAGUAUGUUGUUCCUUAGAAAAAUGAACAUAGGAAUAAUAGAAAAGAAAAAAAAAGUAAAUGAAAAAUAACAAAAGACAUGUUCUGUCAUUAGUAUUCUCUGUUAUUACCCAUGAUGCACCAUUUUACUUCAAGUGGUAGCCGUCUUACUGGUCUGGGUUACACACUAUAAACCUGAUUUUGUUAAAGAGGUUGAGCUGAUACAAACAAUUUCAGUUGCAUUUUUAAAGAGUAGUUUACUGUAUUAUUUGUGUCUUGAAGUAAUUGGUAACACUUUCAAGUCAUAAUCGUUGUAGAGGCAGUGGUUGUUGUGGUUGUUGUCAUUGUUAUUGUGAUUGUCAUGGUCGUUGUUGUUUGAAACUAAAAAAAAAGAUAAUCAUUUUUUAAUUAAUUCAAUAAUUAAGAAAUAUAUAUAAAAGGUGUAAACAUAUUUACAUCCAAAAAAUAUAUUAGUUUCUGUGAGUGAACAGUUGACCCCAUGUUUCCAAUGCAGCCAAUGUACAGUGGUGGCAUGGGUCACCAUCACCACCACCACCAUCACCAUCACCACCACCAUCAUCACGGUAACCAGGGCGACAACAGUGCACCAAACAACAGCAACAGCCAACAGGCACAGCCACUGCCUCCUCCCCAACAGCCACAGCCACCCCCACAGCCACACCAAUUCAGCUGUGACGUCUGUGGGGACAAUUUCCAGACGUUCGACCAACUCAAGGCACACAAACGAGACCAUUUUGAAAGUAAAAACUUCAAGUGUGAUAUUUGUGGUGAAAACUUCCCGCUUUAUGAUCAGCUGAAGGCACACAAAAAGUCUGCUCACACUGAAUCAAAAUCAUAUCCUUGCGAUACUUGUAAAAAAAUCUUUAAUCAUAUCUCAACACUCCGUAAUCACAUGCGGACACACACAGGUGAGAAACCAUUCCAGUGUGAAAUCUGCCAGAAAUGUUUUAGUCAAAGAGGAAACCUGAAAAUUCACAGGCGUCGCCAUACUGGUGAGAAACCGUUCCAGUGUGAUAUCUGCUGGAAGUCGUUCAGCCAAAAGGGGAAUUUGAAGACACAUGUGCGUAACCAUGCCCACAAGAAAAGCUUCUGCUGCGAUCUCUGUGGCAAAGUUUUCAUGCAUCGAUCGAUACUAAAAUGCCAUGAGAAGGCUCAUCAAGUGCAGCGGCUGUCAUCACUCAAUCCAAAUGCUGGUGCAACAUCACCAACAUCACCACCUUCGUCUUCAUCUUCAUCAUCUUCUGCCCGAACGGGAGGAGUCAACAAUACCGGUAAUGCUGGCAACAGUGAAAAGGGUGUUGGCUACUAUUCUAAUACAUCACCUUUUGGUGGAGACCAACACAACCAUGGCCCACCAAGCUCACAUGGACACCAUGGGGCCAGUGGGAAUGCAGGAAGUGGGGCAAGGUCAGGACAAAGGCCAAACCCACAAACACAGCUUCAUCCAAACCCAAAUUCAACCGAACCCAAUAAUCCGAAUUCUUCAGUAUUUGUUUAAAUUUCAGGCUCCCUCCUCUUUUUAGCCCAACCCACCUGCCCCUUCCUUGUUGCCAUGCUACUAUUGCAGGGGUCUGUUAUUCCAUUCUACCAUACCCCCCUCCAUACACACACACAUACACAGUCACCAUACUUCUUCAUAAUAGAAAAAACUUUAACAAGCGAGCAAGUUUAGACAAGGUGGACUGAUGGCUGUAAGGAAUAUGUAGAGAUUGUCCCCUAAAAUUCUAGUGGAUAUCUCUAUCUUCUGUGUUCUAACUAUCUUUGCACAUUGUCAUAAAAAUACCAUUAUUGCACUCCAAUGCCAUUGUAGCAUUGCCAAUGUUAGUGGAACUAUUUGCAAUCUUACCCUUUGUAGUAUUCAUGGCAAGGGGUAUGUACAAAUAAUGUCACUGUAGAAAAAUGUCACUGUGAAACAUACAAAAUCUUAAUCAUUUUAUAUUUGUGGUAUUUUUUUUUUUUUUAUUUACUUAUUUAUUUUAUUUAUCUUUUCAUUUUCUACAUCCUGACAAGUCACUCCAUUGCAGCAUGUGUUUCUGGAGCUCUUUCCACUUCUCCCUCUAUCAAUGAAGGUGUACUGCAAGGCUUUUUUGUUCUCUUCAGUCUUCUUUCUCCUUUACAUCAAUGACUCUCAUGAGGUCACUUCCAACUAUAUACAAUCUUAAGCCAAUGGCAGUGCAUAACAAUCCUCUUUCCUUUUCAUACCCAAGUCUGUAUCCACAUGCAACAUCAACACAUCCCACCAUGCUUAAUAUAUCUUCCACGAAUGAAGACUGCCAAAACAUUUUACUGUGGGAUGCCACCAAAUUCAUUCAACACAUCAUAACACACACAGUAAAGCACAAAAAAAAACAGCAACUGCUCCCCACCUCCACCGUUCAUGAGCCAUGACACUUUUCUCAACACCAGAUUAAAAUGUUUAAAAAUCAUUACAAUCUUUACAGCUAAAUAACUAUCACAAUCAUUACAAUAUACAGCUAAAUAAUCAUUGUGACCAUUACAAGAGAGAGAAAA